AUGGGUUGGUUCUGGGCAGAUGCACCAAGGCCUUCGACCGCACCGGCAGCCGUGGUUACACUACCGAGUAACCAUCCUCCUCAACAACCUGGUGCCACUCCUCCGGUAGAUAUACACCCUUCUCAAAUAUCUUCGCUCAUCUUACUAAUGAUUGCUCUAUCACAGCCAUCAUGUCCUAUGCACGUCAAAGACUCAUCCACACCCCCAACGGCUUCACCAUUUCCUCCACGCCUCGACUCUCCCAACUCAACACCAUCAUCAUGUCCCGUGAAAUCAGUCAACCAUCCUCUCCGAAACGUCACAUCCACCCAACAUCCACAAUCACAGCCCUCCGCACCACAACAGCAAGAACAACAAUCUACCCUCUCCAAACUCAACCCUCUAAACUACAUGCCCACGCUCGCGAACGCCCGUGACGCAGAUUCACCCCAGAGUAUCGCCCUCCCGCUUGAGCGAGAAUUAUCCUCUAUCCCCCGCGGCGAUAGCGAAGCCAACUGGGAAUACCCAUCGCCACAGCAGAUGUACAACGCAAUGCUGCGCAAAGGCUACACCGACACACCCGCCGAUGCUGUGGAGAGCAUGGUCGCCGUGCACAACUUCCUGAACGAAGGGGCAUGGGCUGAAAUCGAGGAGUGGGAGCGGAUUUUCGGCCCUGGACUCUCGCACGGCUGGAGUCUCUGCGCCAAAGGUGAGGAAGGCAUAGCACUGGAGCGAGCGAAGCGCGAGUUCCUUGCCGCACGGCGCAAGGCCCUCAAUCUCCCGGAACCAUCGACAUCAGUGGACACCCAGCCGAAAUUGCUGCGCUUCCUGGGCCGGCCACAGGAACCCACGCCUAAAGCUCGCAUCCUCAGCGCGCUAGGGUAUGUGAUGCCGGAGAAGUUUGGCGGGGAGCCACCGUUCGACCGGCACGACUGGUACGUUGCGCGACGUCGGCCGGACGGCUCUGUCACGGAAGUCCGCUACGUCAUCGACUACUACUCCGGCGGCGUUCAGAGCACCGGCGAGCCCGUCUUCUACCUCGACAUCCGCCCCGCACUGGAUACGCCAACCGCGGCCGUCGAGCGCGCAAUGCGCUGGGGUGGGGAUGUCUGGCACCGUGCGACGGGCGCCAGUGUGCGCGAGGCCGCGAGGAAUCAACCUCCGAAAUCAAGUUGA
Messenger RNA from Exophiala bonariae, 1155 nucleotides. RefSeq lists its product as uncharacterized. Gene Ontology annotation, molecular function: holocytochrome-c synthase activity. Gene Ontology annotation, biological process: cytochrome c-heme linkage. The transcript has a single exon. Lineage: Eukaryota; Fungi; Ascomycota; Eurotiomycetes; Chaetothyriales; Herpotrichiellaceae. The coding region runs from base 1 to 1155 and encodes 384 amino acids. The record is from RefSeq and is a predicted model, not a curated record. Gene Ontology annotation, cellular component: mitochondrion.